Molecule: messenger RNA, 2557 nt
Organism: Manduca sexta (tobacco hornworm)
Lineage: Eukaryota; Metazoa; Arthropoda; Insecta; Lepidoptera; Sphingidae
Exons: 16
Coding region: 249-2417 (722 amino acids)
Biological process (GO): replication-born double-strand break repair via sister chromatid exchange; mitotic sister chromatid cohesion; synaptonemal complex assembly
Cellular component (GO): cohesin complex; synaptonemal complex
Molecular function (GO): chromatin binding; protein binding
Source: RefSeq, a predicted model, not a curated record
UAACGUGGAUGUGACCAUAUCAUAAACGUCUUUUUGCCAUAAUGUGCUCAAAAAAUUGAGCGGAUCGCCAAUAUUACAGAUUGGCGACUUCCUGUUAUUGUGACAUUUAAUAAAGGCGGGAAAACAAGCGUCAUUUCCUUGAUUUGUUACAUUUUUUAAGUUUUAGUUAACGAAUACAAUUUCUGUAAAAGUUUCAAGAAAAUAAUUUUAACUUCUGUGAUAAAAAUAAUACGAAUCGUUGUGCUAAAAUGUUUUACCCAGUGGACUCGUUGAAAAGAGGUGGAAGAUUUUAUUUGUGCUGGGUUGCAGAUUCCUGGCCUCUACGUUUUGCUACAAUAACUCAUCGGCAGCUUUGGUCUCAGGACGUCCGUAAAAUAUGUGACGAUUUGUUGAACGUAAUGACGAAUGAGUCCGGCCGAGCUACGAACCGAUUUUCUUUACGUCUCAGCUCUCAAUUAAUGCGAGGACUAGUAAGACUCUACCAGAAAAAAGUCACAGUGUUUUUAGGCGAACUCUGCAUGUUAAAUGCCCAUGUCAUUAAAAAUACGAAUAGAAAAUGGACCAUACAUAAAGUAGCUCCGACAAGUGUUGCGCCUCAGCAGUUGCUAAUAGAAGACAUACCGCAGGUGUUAAUACAAGAGGAGCCUGAAAAUGAACAGCGGAUUGAGGAAAUGAUUCAAAACAGUGGCAAUGUGGUCUCAAAUAUCCAAGAAAUAACUCUAAAGGAAGCUGCCAUACCUGACCAUCCACAACCCAUUAAUGAUGGUUUCGGUGAAGAAAACCCGGAACAAGCGAUGCCAAUGUUAGCCGAACGCACAUUAGAGUUCAUGUUGCAAGCCGAAGGCUCAGCUAUACAACACAGUGGGCUUGAGUUGGUGGAUAAGUCUCAAGAUAAAUCGCACGAUAAGACCCAAGAUAAGUCGCGCUUGGCACUCGAUCCACAGAUGGAGAGGAUCUCUGAACAUGAUGUUUCUAUGUUUGGGGGAGUUACUGGAGAAGGGGUACUCCCAGUGCCUGAUAUUGAAAAAGAAAUCCCCGAUAUACCCGAAUUCCCGAAUCCUGAACCAGCUCCCAACCAGCAAUCGGAAAUGUUAGUAAACGUAUUGAGGCAAAUAACGGAACAAGAUGUCGUUAUCUCCAAAGUCGAUACCACAAAAGCUGUUCAGGAACGGGUAGAGCCCAUGGAAGUUGAGUUAGAGGAAUUAGAAGAAACUGAGCCAAGGCAGAAACGACGCAAAUUUAAAAACAAAUUGAUUAUCGACAAGAAUACUAAAUUGAGUGGAAAUUUUCUUCGCGCCAGAAUUUCCAAUAUUGCUGUGGAGCUGCGAUGCGAGGACAGUGCAGACGACAUAGUGGAUCUGCGCGUGCCGUGGGACGUGUACUUCAGUCGGCCGACCCACGCGGGUGAUAGAGUCAGCUCCAACUUGAAUCUAGACAUCACCAGGCUCUUCAUACGAAAUCUCGGAGUUGUUGGUACACGAACGCUGCCUGAACGAGAAAUGGAGGAAGCAAGAGAGCGACAUCGUAUGUACACGAGGUCCGUGCUCGAGAGAAUAGAGGAGGUCGAGGAACCGACUGCCCACGACAAAACACAAGCGCCGCAACUAGAACCUGCUGAAGUCGACAUCUCAACGAGAUCUGUGGACGUGACCGCACCGAGAGUGAGUGUACCUCAACAAGAACUUGAUAUAUCGGAACUGCCCACGCAGAAACUUGAGACUCUGUCACAGCAGGCAAGAAAGCGUACGGGUGAACCAGAAAUCGUGACCACACCGAAACGACAAAAGUCGGGAUACAUUUCAUUUAGAAUAAGUCAGCAGCUAGCCACCGAAUCCCCCGUUGCGAUUUCAGAAAACGAAAAAGAAAACGUAACUAUUGAACAACCAUCGCCAACAAAACGCGCACGACGAAGUACAGUUCUAAAGGAAAUUUCGCAAGUUGAAGAAAACAUAACCGCUAAAGAUACUGAGAAAAGCGUCACAGUGAUGCUACAACAAGCCGGGUUAGCGGAUAUAGAGACGUAUCAACCGGUCGAAAUAGAGCAGCGAGCGGUUACCCAAAAAUCUCAAAGGCAUAGGAGCGAAAGCUCUGAAACGCCGUUGGGCAGUUUGGAUAGAACUAGGGUGUCUCUCGGAGACUCGGAACAGACGACAGACUCGAAGAGAUUUAUACGUGAUCAGUGGGGGACAGAGGGCACCAUGGUAAAGAUAUUGAAGUGCAUUAAGGCUGAAGUGAUGCCGGUCACUGUAAGAAACCUCAUAGCAAAGGGACCAGUCAUAUUCGGCUAUAAGAAAAUCAUUGCUGCAAGGUGUUUCACCUCCAUGUUGAAGCUAAAACAGCACGGCUUUAUAAACGUUAUAAAAAAUCCAGACACACUUGAAAUAGAAGGAGUUAUGUUGGGACCAAAGUUCGAUUAGAUCUCGCUCAUUCAUCUACCAUUUUGAUCUCAUUUGUUUUAAUUUAGUAAUGUUGUUUUUGUUAAAUAUGCUUUAUCAAUGUUACUAAUGUUUUUAUAUUUUAAUAUUGUGAAAUACCUUGAUGACUAUUAAAUAAUAGU